This is a messenger RNA of Suillus plorans, 1784 nucleotides long. RefSeq lists its product as uncharacterized. The record is from RefSeq and is a predicted model, not a curated record. Bases 94 to 1608 code for a protein of 504 amino acids. Gene Ontology annotation, molecular function: flavin adenine dinucleotide binding; electron-transferring-flavoprotein dehydrogenase activity. Gene Ontology annotation, cellular component: cytoplasm. The transcript has 8 exons. NCBI's taxonomy places the organism in Eukaryota, Fungi, Basidiomycota, Agaricomycetes, Boletales, Suillaceae.
GUCAGACUCGUGUUCGAACGUUAUAUUUUCCUCACCUGUUACAAGACCUGUCAAAUAGUAACUUAUAACUGUAUCUUUUCCGAGUACUGCAUCAUGUCCGUUGCUACAAAGGCGUCUCAUCUGUCUGCGACAGAAUUUCCUACAAAGACGGUCGUCGUCCUAGGCGGUUCCUACGGAGGUUCAAGAGCUGCUCACCUUCUUGCAGAGGGCAUACCACAGGGUUGGAGAGUUGUUUUGGUUGAUAGAAAUUCGCAUAGGAAUCAUUUUUACAACUUUUCUAGAUAUGCUGUUCUUGCUGGUCACGAACACAAAGCGUUUAUCCCGUACAACAUUAAUAACAUCACUUCUAGUUCCCUGUCAGAUCUUCCUUCAUGUACAUCUCACGUUCGGGUGCAAGCAACUAUCACCUCCUUAGACGACCAUCGCAUCACUCUCUCUCCAAAUCUGCCAGGAUCACAAGAAUCAGACUUGGACUUGGAGUUUGACUAUGCCAUUUAUGCUCUCGGUUCCCACUUGCCCCAGCCUAUAGACCUUUGGAAUCACCAAAAAGGUGUAAAGUCAAGUUUGCAACCAUCAGCAAUAUCAACGUAUGGAGGAACGAAGUCGGAGGGUAUCUCAUCCCUGCAGGAACGACAGAAACGUGUCGAGGCUGCCAGGUCUGUGUUGGUCGUAGGCGGCGGUGCGCUUGGCAUUCAGUUCGCAUCCGACAUCGCUGCUAUAUACCCGCAAAAGCGCGUCACGCUUCUGCAUUCCCGUCGUCGUCUAUUGCCAAAGUUCGAUGAGGCGAUGCAUGAAGAGGCCCUUCAGGGUUUGCAGGAGCUUAACGUUCGGGUUGUUCUUGGAGAGCGACUUGAUUUUGAGUCUCUCCAACACAAAUCCGCUACGCCAGGGUCUCCAGAACCACGUGUAGUACGGACUCUAUCAGGGCGUGAAAUACCUGCCGACCUGCUGCUCCUAUGCACUGGUCAAACACCGAACACGGGGCUCCUUCGCGACAUGGACCCUCGUGCUGUAUCACCAGACACUGGACUAGCACGUGUUCUGCGCACUAUGCAACUUUGCGUCCCACCACCUUCUGAGUCUCACAAGCUUCAGGCAGAUGAUGUCCUACAUUAUCUAAAGAAGUUAACUCUUGAUGCAGAAGAAGGGUCAGAGUCGUCGUCGCCAUCGUCGCCAACUAGCACACAUGCCGACAUGCCUUCGACGUCACCCCUCUCAUCCACGGAUACCCUGGUCGAGCCCCACCUAUGCCAAAAGACUUUGUACUCCAACAUCUUUGUCGUGGGCGAUGCAGCAGACGCGUUCGACGCGAUCAAAGCGGGACAUACAUCAUAUUAUCAAGCGGAGGUUGCUGCCCGCAAUAUCCUACGCCUCAUUUCUCGAAAUGAGAAAGUUGGGAUUACGGCUGGGGACAACCUAGAUUCGGAGCUCGAGGAGUAUGCGCCCGGGGCUCCGGCCAUUAAAGUGACCCUUGGUAUAACGAAGUCGGUAUAUGAGUCGAAUGGGGUUGUGGGCACGAAGAAUGAUGGUGUGGAAGAUUUGGGUGUUUCGGUUAUGUGGGCGGCGUGUGGGAUGCGGGAUGUGAGCGAUGAGGAUAUGUUUGCGUAAUUUGGUUUUUUUUUUCGAGCGGGGAUGGUCCCAUAAUUUUCUUUCGUAUCAGGAGAAUUCUCCCAUGUAAACUUACAACUUUAAUUAGAUUUCGCCGGGUGCGAAAAUUAAUGGUAGCUAGCUCUAGGAAUGAUAAUCUAGUGCAUGCUAAUGAUAAUUAUUGGCAACCAGUGCGG